This is a messenger RNA of Lasiodiplodia theobromae, 477 nucleotides long. RefSeq lists its product as uncharacterized. The record is from RefSeq and is a predicted model, not a curated record. NCBI's taxonomy places the organism in Eukaryota, Fungi, Ascomycota, Dothideomycetes, Botryosphaeriales, Botryosphaeriaceae. The transcript has a single exon. Bases 1 to 477 code for a protein of 158 amino acids.
AUGGACGUGGACGACGACCGCGCCGCCAGCCUGAGCGUCAGCAUUCUGGUCUUCAAGGGCGACCCGCUCGACUACCAGCGCCACCGCCACACCGCCCUCAGCUUCCGCCCGCUCUUCCACCAGGACGGCCCGCCUGCCGCCGACUCGGCCCUCGUCAUCCACAUCACCGGCCCGCCCGGCGAGCUCGGCUUCCAGGUCCACGACCGCUACGACGCCACCCGCGACCCGGGCCGCGAGCUCGUGCGCGCCGUGCUGGUCGGCACCCUGCGCAAGGAGAUCACCAAGGCCGAGCUCGUCCAGCUGCUGGCCUCGGUGCCCAUCGAAAACUCGGACCGCGAGUUCAACUGCCAGUCGUGGGUCGAGAAGGGCCUGCGCCUGCUGCGCCGCAUGGAGUGGGUGAGCGAGCACGAGUUCGAGCAGGGCCUGGACGCCAUGGUCGAGUGCAUCCUGGAGGCCGAGGAGGAGCCCGAGGGCUGA